Messenger RNA from Ectocarpus siliculosus, 1083 nucleotides. The record is from the annotation of a GenBank genome assembly. Lineage: Eukaryota; Phaeophyceae; Ectocarpales; Ectocarpaceae.
ACAUCGAACCAGCACCAAACAACUCUCCCCUCCCCGGCCCUCGCCCCUGACGCAAGCUCAACGCAAAACACAACCCCUCUCGAUCGCGCACGCCCUACGGACGACCCCCAAGCACACAGCAAUAAUGUUCCGCCCACUGCAAGUGUUGAUUCUCGCCCUGGUGGCCUCCGCAUCAACCGCCUUCGUUGUUCCCGCAUGGACCGCCAUGAGACCCGCUGCCGCGUCGGGGCGACCCAUCUCGGCCCUCAACAUGGCGGCAGGCGUGGCCAUGCCGGAGAUCAAGACCGCCGGGCCUUCCAUCGGAGUUCUGGACAAGAAGGAGGUUUCGUUCGAGACGUCCAUCAGACCCGAGGACAAGUACAAGGUCUUGCUGUUCAACGACAACGGCAACACCCGCGAGUACGUGUCGAGGUCCCUCGUGCAGGUGGUCGGUUUGAGUGAGGCCACCGCCUUCCACAUCAUGCAACAGGCGAAUGACAAUGGCAUGGCCCAGGUUGGAAUUUGGCAUCAGGAAAUGGCGGACGCGUACAGCACUUCCCUCAAGGAGAGGGGGCUCAUCGCCGAAACUCAUCCUGCGGAAUAAGCAAACAGAAGACCGCCUUUGAGCGGCGCUGUUCUGUCGUGGCACGUUCUCAGCGCCGUUUCCCGAAGGAUAUGGUCGUCGCGGUGAACGUGGGCGAUACUAGCCUAUCUCCUCGAUUUCAACCCUCACGCGCGUCGUCAUAGACAUAUUCAUGGGCCACUAUUAGACGUUGGCGUUGAAACAGCGGUCCGGCGAUCUGUUUCGGGGGUGCUGGAGAAGAUCGUGGUGGCCGGAAUGUCGAAAAGAUGUAGGGAAGCCGGUUCGGCUCGAGACUCCUGUUAGGUGAAGUCUGCGCCAGAAUGUAAACGCGGGUGGAAUUUUGGUCGUUCGUUCAUCUCCCUGUCGAUGUAUUACAGCAGUAUACUCUAGUGCUACUUGUAUUGUUUUAGUCGUUUUAAUUUGUUCUCCGUUUACUCUCUACUCAUACCUUGUUAGGUGGUGGUAGAUUUCAUCGCUUCGCAAUCCCCGGCUUGCGGUCAUAUUUUUUCCCCAUGCAAAUG